Hyla sarda is the source of this 772-nucleotide messenger RNA. It is a transcript of the gene RLN3, whose product is annotated as relaxin 3. NCBI's taxonomy places the organism in Eukaryota, Metazoa, Chordata, Amphibia, Anura, Hylidae. The transcript has 2 exons. Bases 43 to 504 code for a protein of 153 amino acids. The record is from RefSeq and is a predicted model, not a curated record. Gene Ontology annotation, molecular function: hormone activity. Gene Ontology annotation, cellular component: extracellular region.
UUCCUGUCACCUGUUGCUGCUGUACAGGGACCGUCCGGCACAAUGCAGCCACUGGCACCAGCUCUCCUGACACUGCUAUGGCUAUUGACCUUGCAUGGCAGUGCCCAGGGCAGCGUCAGAGGGCCCACCAUCGGGGUAAAGCUGUGUGGAAGAGAAUUCAUACGGGCUGUCAUCUUUACCUGUGGAGGGUCCCGGUGGAGGAGAAGUGAGGUCAUGCAAACAGGGGACCCUGCAGAUCUUUUCGGGAACCUUGGACCCACAGACAUAGAUUCAGACGAAGAAGAACUUUUUAGCGAAUGGGCUGCCAAUCCACGGCCCCACAACAGUGAAAUCAUGGACUAUGGAUCUCCUCAGACUUGGAGAGACCCCACUGGGAACAGACAUGGAGCACCGGAGGACACCGUAAGGGCGGUGGAACGGCGAGGAAGAGAGGCAGCACUGGGCUUGUCCAACACCUGCUGCAAAUGGGGAUGUAGUAAAAGUCAGAUUAGCUCCCUUUGCUGAGACUGGACAUUGUUCCCUAUCCUGGAACCCCUACUUCCCGGAUUAGAGAGGGUCGGAUCACACAUGUGUACAGAGUGUAUGAUCAAUGUACUGUUCUGAGCCCCUAGUGGGCUGUGUCCAAUCACAUAUGUGACAUAUACCAGUGUGUUAUUUAUUUGUAUAUUAUUCCACUAUGUUUGGAAACUGUGAAAACCUAUAAGCUAUUUUACCAUACAAAUAAUAAUAAAAAAGAGCAAUGCAGAAAUGUUCUAGAAGCAUCUGACUGUCU